This is a messenger RNA of Contarinia nasturtii (swede midge), 2615 nucleotides long. RefSeq lists its product as uncharacterized. Gene Ontology annotation, biological process: biological process involved in interspecies interaction between organisms. Lineage: Eukaryota; Metazoa; Arthropoda; Insecta; Diptera; Cecidomyiidae. The transcript is spliced from 13 exons. Gene Ontology annotation, molecular function: carbohydrate binding. The record is from RefSeq and is a predicted model, not a curated record. Bases 48 to 2303 code for a protein of 751 amino acids. Gene Ontology annotation, cellular component: external side of plasma membrane.
AAUGCGGCGUUUAUUUAGAGAUUUACAACGAAAGAAUAAAGUGCGAAAUGUUCUCUGUGUAUAUUGUUAUUUUAAUUUGUUGCAUUUGUAACUAUUCUUCUGGUAAAAGCGCUACAACCAACCAUCCAAAUGAGGUGCUUCAUAGUAGAAAUCGGAAUAUAAUGCAACAAUUGGAAGGUGAUUUGAUUCGAGGAAUAGGCGAUCGUUCAUUCUCAGAUGAUCCAAAUUUGAAUGUGUACUUCACGCGACUCAAGAAUAAGGCUUUGAAAGAGGCGUCAAAUGACAGAGAAAACGUCAAACCCGCCAUCGAUAACUUACAUUCGACGUUAAUGAAAAAGUUUGCGCAGUUUAAUCACUCUUUAGAAUGGUAUAGUACCCAGAUGGAAAGCUCCUUAAAGGAAUUUGAGCCUUUGCCGUUAAGCGAACGAAAAAUAUUGGCAUUACAUCAACUUUGGAAAAACAAUACAAUUUCAAUGUUCUCCUCCAGAUCAGCUAAUGAUAAGCUUAAGCAAGCGUUUCAACGAAAAUUGGAAAGUUCCAUUGAUGACCGUUUCGUUGUGUUCCAACGAGAAAAUAAACGAAAGCGCGAUGAAUUCAACGAUAACUCCCAUGUGCAAAUUUCAACUCUUCUUUCGGAUUUGAUGGCAUUAGAAAUGGAAUACUCAAAUUUAAAUUUGAAUAAUAUAGAAUUGAUCGCCACAUUUGGAAAAAUAAAAAACGAUACUUUAGAAAAGAUUUAUAUCCGCUUAAUGGAUGAUGAUGAAUUUGUGAGUCAUGAAAAUAUUAAAAAAUUCUUUCAAAAGUUUGAAAAAGUCGCGGGGGAUUUCCUAACAAAGUUAUUAAGAUUGUUAGAACUGUGUUACGAUGUUAUUCAAAAAUACGAUGAAGUGGAUUUACAGAGAUCGUUCGAUCCAUGCCUCGAAAAUAUGCACACAUCGCUGUACCAGAAAUACCACCAUUUUAUGGAAAACACUCUGGAAACGUUUUUGAAUCAAACAAACAUAGAGUUGGCCGACGGAAUUAAAGAAUCAUUCAAAAAACAGAUAAAAAAGAUUAUUGACAAUAAAUAUCAGAAUUCGAAGCAACAAAUUGUCAUUCCUUACCUAGAGAAAUGUGCUCUCUUCAAAGAUCCAGCCAAUUUGAAGCACAAGGCGCCAAUCGACCAAAUAAAACGGAACUUUGAGAUAAAAAUGCUAGAAAAAAUUCAACCCCAAGCUGAUUUAAGCUACACCAAUUUGAGUCCGGAAUUUGAAACUUAUAAAAUUGAAUCAUUAACUGAGUUUAAAUCAAUAGAAUUCGGAAAUGAAAACAUCUCCCAGAGCCUCCUGACCUACCUCACCAACUACUUCAAUUUUAUGCAAACAACAAUCAUCCAGGCAUCGGAUUCAUUUGAAUCAAGUUUGGAGAAUUACCGAAAUUUAAUGGAUGCAUCCAUUGACGAGGUCCGAAUUCAUUUAACGGACAAUGAUUUCGAGAACCAAAGGGAUCAAGCAAAAAAAUUUGCAAUCAUAUAUCUAAAGAAAAUUCAUUUAAGAGCGAGAAAUCCAUCAAUUAAACAGUUCAUCAGUAGUAUUGAAGUCGACUCAGUGAUGUUCAAUCGAUUUACUGAAGUUUUGAUUGAAGAAUUGGAUCGUUGUCACUCUAUAUUGGAUCAAAUGUUGACAAAUUAUGAAAAGUGUCUUGAGGAUAGACCAAAUUCCACGGUGAAUUUUAUAAAUGAAACAUUCGAUGCAUUUUCAUAUUAUUAUUUAAACUUUCCCUACCUGCAAACACAUCAAGAAAUAAUAGACGAAUCAGCAAAACAGGCCGAUUGGAAGAAGAAGUGCAAGGAAGCCAAUGAUCAAUUGCUUACAUUCAAGGUGAAAGGUUCAAAUGUUUCAAAAUUGAUAAACAUUACGGUUAAUCUCUUCAAAAAACUCGUAUCAAAAACUAAAAAGUACCAUCUUCAAACUAAUAUGCAGCUGAAUUGGUUUCGAGCAAAUAUUGAGUGUCUCAACCAUAAUAUGCGCUUAGCCAGCUUUUCAUCUCGAGAAGAAGUCGAUCAAGUUGAGAAACAAAUCCGAGAUGCAGGCUUUGGUGGUGAUGGUGGAACCUUUUGGACGGCUGGUACUAAAUUGGGCAACGACAACAAAUUCUAUUGGAUGGGCCAUGAUAAAGAAUUCGCAUUCACAAAUUGGGGUGAUAAAGAACCGAACGAUUUUAAUGGGAAAGAAAGUUGCGUCGAAAUGGUUGAAUACCACAAUUUAAAAUGGAACGAUUGGAUAUGUGACUGGGAAAGAUAUUUCAUAUGUGAAGAGUCAUAGACAUAGAGAAAUUUAGACAAAGAAAAUAAAUAAUUGAAUAGAUUUUUUAAGCGAUCAGCGGCAAUGGCAUAUCAUACUCAGAGAAAUUGAACAGUGUAAACACAAAUGUUUGUUGUGUAUUUCGCCCAUUUACACAGACGUUUCACACACAGUGUGAAACGUCGAAUUACCCACACUACAACAAAAAUGCUGUGAAUUCGACAUUUUACACUGUGAGUGUAUAACGUCAGUGCAAAUCGUCAUUUUACACUUUGAUUUUGCAAGUUCAGUGUAAAAUGAUUUUUCGUAAAAAAAACUAUUUUUUUCAAAUGA